AUGAUUCCCCUCCGCACAAUCCAAGCCUCUAACCGGCUGAUCGCCAGCGAUCCUCCCGUCUUCCGUAACCCCAUCGCCCUCUUCGUCGGCGCCACGAGCGGCAUCGGAGAAGCCACCGUCAAACAAUUCGCGCAGCACACCCUCGCCCUCCGUCCGCGGGUAUACCUCCUCGGCCGUAAUUCUGAUGCAGGCCACCGCAUCGUCCAGGAUUGCCAGGCCCUCAACCCGACCGGGGAGUUCCACUUUCUCCCAGUAGACGUCAGCCUCCUGUCCGCGGUAGACGAGAUAUCCGCCAUGCUGCUGAAGAAAGAACCCUACCUGAACCUUUUGUUCCUGAGUACCGGUACCGCUGCGGGGAAGACUGAAACCCGCGAGAAUCUUCGCACCCUAACCUCCCUCCUCUACUACUCCCGCCUCCGCUUCACCAUCAACCUACUCCCCCUCCUCCAAUCCACCCCACCGGGACACCUCCGCCGCGUCAUCUCCGUCCUCUCCGGGGGAUACGAGGGUCCCAUCGUGGAUGUCGCUGACCUCGACGGCCGGAGACUCUCGAUGCGGGAGUUCCGAGGACAGGUCUCCUCGGCUACGACGCUGGCAAUGGAGACCCUGGCCGAGCAAGCGCCCACCGUCUCCUUCAUCAACCAGUACCCCGGAACGGUGCGAUCGGGCCUCUUUCGCGACGCCGAUAGUUGGUACGGGUGGGUGGUUUGGGCGGUGCUCUUGGUGAUUGGAUGGUUGGUGUAUCUGCCGACGCGGGAGGUGGCGGAGAGGCAUGUGUUUCUGGCGACGAGCGCGCGAUUCCAGGCCAGAGAGAGGGCAGAGAAACAGAGGGUGCUUGUUGAGGGGGUGGAAGUUGCGAGGGGGACGGAUGGGAGAGUUGGGUCUGGGGUGUAUUCGGUGUGGUGGGAUGGGGAAACUUCGGGGGAGGAAGUGAUGGAGAUUCUGAGGGGCUUGAGAAGGGAGGGGAUGAGGGAGGCGGUUUGGAGGGUGACGGAGAGCGUGUUUGUUAGGGUUACGGGGAAGGUGAGGGUGGAGGUGUGA
Molecule: messenger RNA, 1041 nt
Organism: Aspergillus saccharolyticus JOP 1030-1
Lineage: Eukaryota; Fungi; Ascomycota; Eurotiomycetes; Eurotiales; Aspergillaceae
Product: NAD(P)-binding protein
Exons: 2
Coding region: 1-1041 (346 amino acids)
Biological process (GO): secondary metabolic process
Source: RefSeq, a predicted model, not a curated record